Molecule: messenger RNA, 1008 nt
Organism: Salvia hispanica
Lineage: Eukaryota; Viridiplantae; Streptophyta; Magnoliopsida; Lamiales; Lamiaceae
Source: RefSeq, a predicted model, not a curated record
CAUAGGCUUAGUCAAUAAUCAAUACAAUUAUAGAAUAUACACUUCCGCCUUCACCUCGCUGCUUGUGUUCUCACUUCUCCUUCACAAAUAUCACACCAUUUUCUGAGCUCAGAUCGCUAAAAAUUCUCAGCGUCUCUACCUGCAGGCUAAAAGAAGCAGAAAUCGUUGAGUGGUUGAAGAAAUGGGAUGCAUAACUUCGAAGGCGAUUACGCGAUCGAUGAGUAUUAGAGAAGAGCUGAGGCAUGGCUUCCAAAGCAGAUCCGCAGCUUGGGAUGAAUUACUAGCAUCACACAUCGCCAACACCAACACCACCACUUUCACUCCACCAUCAAUUGAUGUUGCAGAUCAUCCUCCCCCUACCAAUGCAGAUCUAUUCACACGCUCCAAAAGCUGCCACACGCUGCGAGAGGACGUGCCGGACUUCAGAGACGGGAAGAGGAGCCUGAGCUUCCACACAGUGGAGGAGUACGACGCGUUGCUUGAGCGCAUUCGAGCUCAAGAUAGCUCCCCGUGGGAUGAUGUUGAGUUGCAGGGAUUGGCCGAGGAUGAGGAUGAGAGGUGUGAUGUCGAUUUUGCUGAGGCAGAAACAGGGUGGAAAAGGAAGGCGGUGGCGAGAGGGCUUAAAUCGCUGGAUGUGUCGUCGGGAGAAGUCCCAGCCGUUUCGAGGCUGAGACGGAAAAUGGUUGAGCAACCCCAGAUUUACUCUCCUGGGAGUUAUGUUACACCCAAAUUUGGGAGCUACAAUGCUCCUGCCAAUGCCAUGCCACGAGACGACACGAAACAAGAUGCGGCUGUGUUCAGUCCCGAGCUGCUUGCUGCUUUCGAAGAUUGUAUGCAGCAGCUGCAGGUGGAAGAAGACACCAUUCUCAAACAAAUAUUGGUUGAUCAUUCAUUUGAGAAUGAAAUCAAACAUGUACAACACAAUCCACUUGUAGAGUCCUAGAUUCAAAUUUUGAGACUUCAAGAGUUGACAUAUUCAAAUUAUCAGAAUUCUUCACAUUCAUAUCA